Stylophora pistillata is the source of this 799-nucleotide messenger RNA. RefSeq lists its product as uncharacterized. The record is from RefSeq and is a predicted model, not a curated record. NCBI's taxonomy places the organism in Eukaryota, Metazoa, Cnidaria, Anthozoa, Scleractinia, Pocilloporidae.
CUCUGAUUUCGUCUUUCUUCAAACUUAUGAACUUCUGGCUAUCAGAAGCUUUCAAGAAGGUUGGAUUGGUGUGAAGCUGUAAGUUUCAGUCCUGUCACCUCGGAGAAAGAAUACCGACACAGUCCAAAGCAGUUCCGUUUUCACGCAACAAAUAAAACAGCUUUCCAUCCACAGCGAUGAAGUCAUGGUCUUCUUCGACGUGAAGUCCCUGUUCACCUCCAUACCUGUGGACUUAGCCCUCACGAUAACCAAGGAGAGACUACAACGAGACCAGAAUCUAGCAGAACGUACCAAUCUUUCUGUUGACAACAUUUUGAGACUUUCAGAAAUUGUCCUCAACCACAAUUAUUUUAAAUAUGAUGGCGACCACUACAAACAGAUUUUUGGAUGCGCCAUGUGUUCUCCCAUUAGUCCUGUUUUAGCCGACCUGGUUAUGGAAGAAAUUAACGAAACCGUCACCGUUUCUUCCCUCCGCCUCUAUGCAGACGAUACAACUCAAUAUACGGCCAAUGAUAGCCCAAUUGUUCUUCAACACAUAUUAAACCAAGACAUGGGAAGACUAUCUUCCUGGUUUGUCUCUAACUAUCUACAGGUCAACGAGGACAAGACCCAAGCGAUGAUCCUUGGAAACUCAUCCUAUCGAUUUGACCUGGAGUUUGCCGGCACUCCCGUCGAUAUUAAAGACCACCUGAAGAUUUUUUGUUACGUGAUAUAUUUCUUCUUUUCUUCAGCAACUGGUCUUCUUCGACGUGAAGUUGACUAAGCAGCCCAAGCAACCCUAAGCAGCCCGACUAGUUGA